GUCAACGUUCCUCAACCCGCACUGGAUACUUUGGUUAACGUUAUUUUUGAAGGCAUGUAAAGUGAGCAGGAUAAUCGACUUCCUUGCCUCUUGGACGGACACAAAUCCAAGCAACGAUGGCCGUCGAAAAUGUCAGCGUGGCCUUCAAACUGUACUGUCUGACAGUGAUGACACUGGUGGCAGCUACAUACACAGUGUCACUGCGGUACACAAGGACCAUUUCAUCAGGAGAUCUGUACUUCUCCACAACUGCCGUGUGCAUCACUGAGGUCAUUAAAUUAAUACUGAGUCUGGGGAUGCUGACAAAAGAAACAGGAAGCCUCACCAGACUGAAGAACACUUUAGUGGAACAUGUCUUCUUUAGCCCAAAAGAACUGCUGAAGCUGAGCGUGCCCUCCGUAGUGUAUGCAGUUCAGAAUAAUAUGGCCUUUCUUGCCUUGAGCAACCUCGAUGCAGCAGUUUAUCAGGUGACCUAUCAGCUGAAGAUCCCGUGCACAGCCUUGUGUACAGUCCUCAUGCUGAACCGCUCUCUCAGCCGGCUGCAGUGGUUCUCUGUCUUCAUGCUCUGUGGGGGAGUAACACUCGUUCAAUGGAAGCCUGCAGAGGCCACUAAAGUUCAGAUUGAGCAAAGUCCUUUUGUUGGGUUCGUUGCCAUCGCUAUUGCUGUUAUUUGUUCUGGAUUUGCAGGUGUGUACUUUGAGAAGGUGUUGAAGAGCUCAGACACGUCUCUGUGGGUGAGAAACAUCCAGAUGUAUCUGUCCGGCAUUGUGGUCACCCUGAUUGGUGUUUUCAUGAAUGAUGGCGAGAAGAUCCUGGAGAAAGGCUUCUUCUUCGGUUAUACGCCCUGGGUGUGCUUUGUAGUAUUCUUGGCCAGUGUGGGUGGUCUGUACACGUCGGUGGUGGUGAAGUACACAGACAACAUCAUGAAGGGUUUCUCUGCCGCAGCCGCCAUCGUUCUUUCAACUGUGGCGUCCGUCCUCUUGUUUGGACUACAGAUAACAUUCUCAUUUGCCUCUGGAGCCCUGCUGGUGUGUGUUUCCAUCUACCUGUACGGACUUCCAAAGCAGGACACAUCGAAGCUGAGCCAGAAAGACGCUGACACGGAAUCCAAACAGAGACUGAUCACUGUGUAAGUCACCGAUUUGCAGCAGAGGAGUCUCUCUUGCUGGUAGACUAGGUCUGUCAGCUUCAGCCAUGCUGGAGCAAAAAGCAGUAACAGGACUUUGUUACUCUUAUUUUGAUGCCUCCAUUUAUCUGUUCUAGGGUGCGUGUAAAUAUUACAACUCAUUAUGUAUUAAUAUUAACAGUAUGGUUUUUUUUUGUUUGUUUUUUUCAAUCAGUAAUUACACUGUGAAAUGUUAGUGUCUUAUGUCCAUAUCAGUGUAGAUUCUGAAUGUGCCCUUCCCACAGGAAAACAUACUUGGAUGACAAAUGACUGCAUGUGUGAUUAUGUUUAUAUCAUCUCGCCAGUGUCUUGUGUAUCACAUCUGGUUGCAUUCUGUUUUUUGUGUUUUGAUUUCUGAAACUUCCAUUAAAACUGAGUGGAAAUACGGUAAAAGUGACAUGCUCCGCAUGUACGCAAUACUACCAAUGAACUUUUCAAUUCUUCCCUCGAACAGUGAUUAUCCAACCGUAGCUGAGUAACACAUGCAGCUUCAGUCUGUCUUUUACCCCACAAUGUUAUGAACAUUCAGUUGCCAGUUUAUGUGGGUACACAUAGCCAAAACAAAUACAACCUGUAGUAUAUUCUACCUUCAUAAAGGUUAUAAUGUUCAGUUUUUGUUGAAGCUGUGAGAGGUUAAGAUUCAACUUGGUCCCGUUAAGAACAAGUCGAACAUGGAUAACAUUCCCAGUUUCAGUGAACCAGUUUCACAGCCGGUCAUUAUCAAGAUACUGACAUUUACGCCCCUGAAAAUGCACAAUAGAAACCUUUCGAGUUUGACAUGUUUCUAGCUGUCGACCACAAU
Molecule: messenger RNA, 1967 nt
Organism: Sander lucioperca (pikeperch)
Lineage: Eukaryota; Metazoa; Chordata; Actinopteri; Perciformes; Percidae
Gene: slc35a1
Product: solute carrier family 35 member A1
Exons: 8
Coding region: 117-1133 (338 amino acids)
Biological process (GO): pyrimidine nucleotide-sugar transmembrane transport
Cellular component (GO): Golgi membrane
Molecular function (GO): pyrimidine nucleotide-sugar transmembrane transporter activity
Source: RefSeq, a predicted model, not a curated record